Messenger RNA from Acaromyces ingoldii, 1505 nucleotides. Its product is annotated as tubulin-domain-containing protein. The coding region runs from base 43 to 1410 and encodes 455 amino acids. Gene Ontology annotation, biological process: cytoplasmic microtubule organization; mitotic sister chromatid segregation; mitotic cell cycle. The transcript is spliced from 5 exons. Gene Ontology annotation, molecular function: GTP binding; structural constituent of cytoskeleton. Gene Ontology annotation, cellular component: cytoplasm; spindle; nucleus. NCBI's taxonomy places the organism in Eukaryota, Fungi, Basidiomycota, Exobasidiomycetes, Exobasidiales, Cryptobasidiaceae. The record is from RefSeq and is a predicted model, not a curated record.
CCUCGUCUCUUAGAGCUCGUCGACGACAGGGCCGGUCAAGAGAUGCCUCGCGAGCUUAUCACGCUUCAGGCGGGUCAGUGCGGUAACCAGGUCGGCUCGCACUUCUGGGAGCAUCUCUGCAGAGAUCAUGGUAUCGCAAAGGAUGGCACGCUGGAGGACUACGCGAGUGAGGGGCUAGCCAACGAUCGCAAGGACGUAUUUUUUUACCAGGCCGACGACGAGCACUAUGUUCCGAGAGCCAUCCUUGUCGAUCUGGAGCCGCGAGUGAUCAACAACAUUAUGAGCGGGCCAUACAAGAACCUGUACAACCCGGAGAAUGUCUACAAGUCCAAGAAUGGAGGUGGUGCGGGCAACAAUUGGGCCCAGGGCUACGGCGCAGGCGAGCAGAUUGCCGAUGAGCUCAUUGAGAUGGUCGAACGCGAAGCCGAUGGAAGUGACAGCCUCGAGGGCUUCAUGCUCAUGCACUCGAUUGCCGGCGGGACUGGAUCGGGCUUGGGCUCGUUCCUGCUCGAGAGGCUCUCCGACGCCUAUCCAAAGAAGCUCAUUCAGACCUACAGUGUCUUUCCAAACACCGAGGAGACUUCCGACGUCGUUGUUCAGCCAUACAACUCGGUCCUUGCUAUUAAAAGACUUGUCGAUAACGCCGACAGUGUCGUGGUCCUCGACAAUGCUGCUCUCGCGAGAAUUGCAAGCGACCGACUUCACAUUCAGAAUCCAAGCUACGACCAAACGAACCAAUUGGUGAGCACCGUCAUGGGCGCCUCGACGACGACGCUCCGCUACCCGGGAUACAUGAACAACGACUUGACAGGGAUGAUUGCGUCACUCAUCCCGACACCACGAGCUCAUUUCCUCAUGACCUCGUACACGCCCUUUACCUCCGACACCAUCGAUCGAGGCAAGGCCACUACCAAGACGUCGGUGCUGGACGUCAUGAGGAGGCUGCUGCAGCCUAAGAAUCGUAUGGUUUCGACGCAGGGCGCCACCAAGUCGGCGUGCUACGUCUCGAUCCUUAACAUUAUCCAAGGCGAUUCGAUCGAUCCCCGAGACGUGCACAAGUCUUUGCUUCGCAUUCGCGAGCGGCAUUUGGCCUCCUUUAUUCCCUGGGGGCCCGCCAGCAUCCAGGUUGCCCUCACAAAACGGAGUCCGUAUACGCCGGCCUCGCACAGGGUCAGUGGAUUGAUGCUGGCCAACCACACCGGCAUUGCCGGCAUCUUCAAGAGGACGGUGGACCAGUACGACAAGCUCCGGAGAAGGAAUGCAUUCCUGGACAUGUACCGGAAGGAAGCGGUCAUUGGAGACGACCUGAGCCAAUUCGACGAGGCCCGAGAAACGGUAGCGGAGCUCAUGACGGAGUACCGUGCCGCAGAGAGUCCUGAUUAUAUCACCGGCAAGACCGACGAAGCUUGACUGUUGCCGUUCUCCUGACUCUGUAUUCAUGUGUAAAAUAACGUUAUUGCCCUGACUUGGGAUGAGGCUGUCGAAUGAGAGACACUAAAGCGAAA